This is a messenger RNA of Cloeon dipterum, 1904 nucleotides long. RefSeq names its product phenylalanine--tRNA ligase beta subunit (gene beta-PheRS). The record is from RefSeq and is a predicted model, not a curated record. The transcript is spliced from 11 exons. Gene Ontology annotation, cellular component: cytoplasm; phenylalanine-tRNA ligase complex. Gene Ontology annotation, biological process: phenylalanyl-tRNA aminoacylation. The coding region runs from base 95 to 1855 and encodes 586 amino acids. Gene Ontology annotation, molecular function: phenylalanine-tRNA ligase activity; RNA binding; ATP binding. Lineage: Eukaryota; Metazoa; Arthropoda; Insecta; Ephemeroptera; Baetidae.
GCUUCACGUGUGAUUUGAGUGGUUUGCAUUAAAUUUGUCGACGUUAUUUAUUAUUCUCCAUUUAAUCACCCAAUCGGCUAAUAAGUGUCUGAAAAUGCCGACCGUCGGCGUCAAGCGUGAUCUUCUGUUUGAGGCCUUGGGCAGAACGUACACGGAUGAGGAAUUCAACGACUUGUGCUUUGAAUUCGGGCUGGAGCUCGACGAAGUUACUACUGAAAAGCAGAUGAUUUCUAAAGAGCAAGGAGAAGGAAAGUCGGAAGGAGCGUCUGAAGAAGUCAUUUACCGCAUUGACAUCCCAGCCAACAGAUAUGACCUUUUGUGUUUGGAGGGACUUGUUCUUGGGUUGAAAGUCUUCCACGGAAAGAUGGAAAUGCCCCGGUUCAAAACUACGAAGCCCAAAAAAUUGGAAAAGCUGAUAAUCAAACCAAACACGGCUCUAAUUAGACCACAUGCUGCUGCUGCAAUCUUGAGAGGAGUGUCCCUCAACAAGGCUUCCUACAACAGUUUCAUCGAUCUUCAGGACAAACUUCAUCAGAACAUUUGUAGAAAGCGAACCUUGGUUGCAAUUGGAACUCACGACUUGGACACCAUUCAAGGACCUUUUGUUUACGAUGCGCUGCCUCCAAAAGACAUCAAGUUUGUUCCUUUGAAUCAGGAGAAAGAGUACAAUGCUGAACAACUGAUGGAACUAUAUUCGACGCAUGCUCAACUUAAAAACUACCUGCCAAUCAUCAGAGACAGUCCCGUCUAUCCAGUAAUUUUUGACAAGAAUGGUGUGGUGUUGUCCAUGCCUCCAAUCAUUAAUGGCAACCACACUAAAAUUUCCCCCGACACCAAAAACAUCUUCAUUGAAGUCACAGCCACGGACUUAACCAAGGCCAAGGUUGUUUUGGACACCCUUGUUUGCAUGUUCAGCCAAUACUGUUCGAAGCCUUACGAGGUUGAACUCUGCGAGGUAGUUUACCCAGAUGGCAAAACCAUGAUUUCUCCUGAGCUAGCCUACAGAACUGAAACCAUCGAUGCUGACAAAGCCAACACAUACAUAGGAUUGAAGGAAUCGCCUGAGAGCAUCGCCAAACUUUUGAGUAAGAUGUGCUUGGGAACAAAGGCAAAGAGUGGCAAAAUAGAUGUGGAAAUUCCUCCCACAAGGCACGACAUUAUUCACGCGUGCGACAUUUUCGAAGAUGUUGGGAUCGCCUAUGGAUACAACAAUAUUCCAAAGACCCUGCCCACCGCCGCAACAAUUUCGCAGCAGUUUCCUUUGAACAAACUGUCUGACCAACUGAGGGGCGAAGUCGCUCAGGCUGGAUUCACCGAAGCCCUCACCUUCUCAUUGUGCUCCAUCGAUGACAUUUCAAGCAAACUGUCACUGAAUAUAGAAAAGCUGUCUGCGGUGCACAUUUCGAACCCAAAAACCCUUGAGUUCCAAGUGGCUCGCACCACUUUGUUGCCGGGUCUGCUGAAGACGAUCGCCGCAAACCGCAACAUGCCUCUGCCCAUUAAGGUGUUUGAGGUGUCUGACGUCAUCUUCAAGGACUUAUCCACUGAGGUUGGAGCGAGAAACGAACGACGCAUGUGCGCUGUCUACUAUGACAAAACCUCUGGCUUUGAGGUUGUGCAUGGCCUGCUGGACCGCGUAAUGCAGCUUCUCCAAGUGCCUUUCAAAACCGAUGGCACUGGCUACCACCUGGAGCACGCUGAAGAUCCUACUUUCUUCCCUAAAAGAUGUGCAAAUGUCAUUUUUGAUGGCAAGGUUAUUGGAAAAAUUGGCGUGUUGCACCCAGAAGUCAUCACAAAGUUUGAACUGACCAUGCCUUGUUCUGCUGUUGAAAUCAACAUUGAACCUUUCUUAUAAUGUUAUUCAUUUUACUGCAACACCAAUAAAAAUGUUUUUUUUCUGAAUA